Bufo gargarizans (Asiatic toad) is the source of this 2471-nucleotide messenger RNA. It is a transcript of the gene SLC5A1, whose product is annotated as solute carrier family 5 member 1. The record is from RefSeq and is a predicted model, not a curated record. Gene Ontology annotation, cellular component: plasma membrane. Gene Ontology annotation, biological process: sodium ion transport; transmembrane transport. NCBI's taxonomy places the organism in Eukaryota, Metazoa, Chordata, Amphibia, Anura, Bufonidae. Gene Ontology annotation, molecular function: D-glucose:sodium symporter activity. The coding region runs from base 77 to 2047 and encodes 656 amino acids. The transcript has 15 exons.
UCACACACCUGCAGGAAGAGUAGGGGACCUGGUGGCAGUGCACUGAGGCAGUGUCUCACAGAGUGAGGCAGGCGACAUGGAAACCACCCCAAGUUCCACCACAGGUCCUCCAGCCAGAGAUGACUCCAUCCCCAUCAAUAACGCGGCUGAUAUCUCUGUGAUUGUGGUAUAUUUUGUGGUGGUGCUGGCUGUGGGAAUAUGGGCUAUGGUAAGGACAAGCCGUGGUACAGUAGGAGGCUUCUUUCUCGCAGGGCGCAGUAUGGUGUGGUGGCCGAUUGGAGCAUCUCUUUUUGCCAGUAACAUUGGAAGUGGCCACUUUGUUGGCCUGGCGGGCACAGCAGCUGCUGGUGGGAUUGUCAUUGGAGGCUUCGAAUGGAAUGCAUUGGUCAUUGUGGUCAUUCUUGGAUGGAUCUUUGUGCCAAUCUACGUGAAAGCUGGGGUAGUGACUAUGCCAGAGUACCUCCGAAAACGUUUUGGAGGAGAUCGGAUUCGAGUUUACCUCUCUGUUCUUUCCCUACUUCUUUAUGUUUUCACCAAGAUCUCUGCAGACAUGUUCUCAGGAGCCAUUUUCAUCCAACAAGCUAUGAGAAUCAAUAUCUAUAUAGCCAUUGUGAUGCUGCUAUUGAUCACAGCUUUGUACACUGUUACAGGUGGUCUGGCUGCUGUCAUUUACACAGAUACUCUACAAACCAUCAUCAUGCUGGUGGGAUCAUUUAUACUCAUGGGCUUUGCUUUCAAUAAAGUUGGCGGAUAUGAAGCAUUUAUGGAAAAAUAUAAGAUGGCUAUUCCUACCGAAGUAGAUGAUAAUGGCACUUUGAUUGAUCCAAAAUGCUAUACUCCACGAGAGGAUGCAUUCCACAUUUUCCGAGAUCCCAUAACCGGAGAUAUGCCAUGGCCUGGCCUCAUCUUUGGUCUCACCAUCCUGGCUCUUUGGUACUGGUGCACUGAUCAGGUAAUUGUUCAACGAUGUCUCUCUGCCAAGAACAUGUCCCAUGUGAAGGCUGGCUGUAUCCUGUGUGGAUAUCUUAAAUUGCUGCCCAUGUUUCUGAUGGUGUUUCCUGGAAUGAUCAGCCGCAUUUUGUACACAAAUGAAGUUGCUUGUGUGGUACCUUCUAAAUGUAAAUACUAUUGCGACACAGAAGUUGGUUGUACUAAUAUCGCUUAUCCAAAAAUGGUGAUUGAUUUGAUGCCAGAUGGACUUCGAGGUUUGAUGUUGUCAGUGAUGUUGGCGUCUCUUAUGAGUUCUUUAACAUCCAUCUUUAAUAGUGCUAGUACGCUAUUUACUAUGGACAUAUACACCAAGAUCCGUAAGAGGGCAUCAGAGAAGGAGCUGAUGAUAGUAGGCAGGGUCUUCAUGCUGUUCCUGAUUGGAGUGAGCAUUGCCUGGGUUCCUAUUCUGCAGUCUGCACAAAGUGGACAACUGUUUGAUUAUAUUCAGUCAAUCACUAGUUACUUAGGACCACCCAUCGCCUCUGUCUUCUUUUUGGCUAUCUUCGUGAAGAGAGUUAAUGAGCCGGGAGCCUUCUGGGGAUUAAUAAUUGGACUAUUAAUUGGUCUGUCACGGAUGAUCGCUGAAUUUGCUUAUGGCACUGGAAGUUGUGUGAAGCCCAGCAACUGCCCAAAAAUCAUUUGCGGUGUGCAUUAUCUAUAUUUUGCAAUGAUCCUCUUUACAGCAACCACUAUCAUUGUAUUGGCUGUGUCCUUCAUGACUAAGCCCAUCCCUGACAUACAUCUUCACCGCCUGUGUUGGUCCUUGAGAAAUAGCAAAGAGGAUAGAGAAGACUUGGAUGCUAAUGAUUGGGUUAAUGAAGAGGUUGAUGAAGAUGACUUUGAGGAAGUCAAAAAACAGAAUUUCUUUAAGAAAGCCUACAACUGGUUCUGCGGUUUCGACACCACGAAAGCACCAAAACUUAGCGAAGAAGAGAAGGCGGCCUUGGAAUCCAAGAUGACAGACACCUCAGAAAAGCCCCUCUGGAGGAAUGUGGUCAAUAUCAACGCCAUCAUCCUGCUGGCUGUGGCUGUUUUCUGCCAUGGGUACUUUGCUUAGAUGUGAUGCGUUAUUAACAGACAUUGUUGAUGCCAUCCAAUUCCACCUCAGAUCAAAGAUUAGAUGGUUAAUUCUGUGACAUGCUUUAUUCAUGUGAGAGCACUUGUAAAAAGAAAGGAAAAUUGGACAUUCAAUUGAUUAACCUGUAGAAACUACCCUGUGGCUAACAGACCAAUAAACAUUAUAACAUCACGCAUCAGGGCAAAGAAGGAAAGGUCCUAGAAAUGAGCUGGUAAUGAACCAUAAGGAUUGCAUUGACCUGCAAUGCAUGGGUAAUGCAGAAUGACUGCAAUAGUUUGUGCUAUAAAUAUUGUCGGCAGGUGGAAAGAAUGGAUACCAUUAUGCCCUCUACUUUCUAGGUAGAAGAUUUAUUGUAUUUUAAUAAAUAAUACAACUAUUUCAAGAAAGAAUUUUAGAUCCUUGU